UAUCUCUCUCUUCCUUUCUCUGAAAUUAAUAAAGAUGUAUUUUUUUAAAAAGGGUAGAGAGUGUUGAGCAUGCACUUCCAACAUAGGUUUAUUUGUAAGUUAAAGAUAUGUGCUAUCUUUCACAUUUAAUGCACACUAUAAAGCAUGUGCUAAAUAAGAGUUAAAUAACAGCUUUGAAUCAUCUUGCAUUUCCCACAUUUGGAGAUCAUUGUUAUCUUUCUAGCCUGGGUACCUAGGGAGAGUGGUAGGGGAUGUGGCUGGAACAGAGGCCUAAGACCAUGUUGUGAAGGGCUGUGAAUGGUAGGCAUAGAUAUUUAGGUUUUAUCCUAUAGGAAGCCACUGAAAGUCUAAGAAGGUAAGUCACUUGGAGAGAUGCUUAGAGAGACUACCCUGGCUGUGCUCUUUCUAUCUUUUUUUCUGGAGCUUAGCUUUUUAAAUGUGGGAGGUCUGUCAUCAACCUGGGGCUGAACACUCCAAGGACUCUGAUUUCUCUCUUGAUGUUUCUGUAGGUGACAGCCCCCUCACCCCACACCCGAACUCUGAAAAACAACUCCUGAGACCUGAAUUACAAACCAUCAUUUCAAUUGGACAAACUGCUGCUGGAACAAGCUUCUCUUCGGGGUCAUAAUGGCCACCCAAGGCAGGGGAACUUUAGGCCUCAUCUCCAGGGCUGGUGUUCUCCAGAAGCAGGAGGGACGCCUGACCGGAAAGCAGGAGCCAGGGAGCCAGACCUGGGGGCAAGGCUGCAGCCUCCAAAAGAAUCACCCUCCUGUUUGUGAAAUUUUCCGGCUACACUUCAGGCAGUUAUGUUACCAUGAGAUGUCUGGGCCGCAGGAGGCGCUGAGCAGGCUUCGGGAGCUCUGCCGCUGGUGGCUGAUGCCAGAGGUGCACACCAAGGAGCAGAUCCUGGAGCUGCUGGUGCUGGAGCAGUUCCUGAGCAUCCUGCCCGGCGAGCUCCAGACCUGGGUACAACUGCAUCACCCCGAGAGUGGUGAGGAAGCUGUGGCCGUGGUGGAGGAUUUCCAGAGACACCUCAGUGGACCAGGAGAGGAUUCAGCUCCAGCACAGGAACAGGAAAUGCAUUUGGAGGAGAUGACAGCCUUGAGUGCAACAGAGGAAUCUCCUCCUGCCUCACCUCUCAGUGAUAAUUCAGCCCCUGGAGCCCACCUGGAGCCUCUUCAUGUCUCAGGGCCAUACUGCCUCUCCAAUGGGCACUCUGCUCAACGUGUUUCCCCAGUGCCUGCCCCUCCCCAAGUGGGGAACACAGGAGACCAAGCAGCAGCAUCUGUGCUUCGGAUGACUAGGCCCCAGGGGUCUGCAGCGUACAAGUGCCUGUCUGUGGACUAUGCUGAGAAGAAGCGGGAAGGUCCAGCACUGAGUCAGAGAGCCCUGUACCACAGCAUCGUGCCAGAAACUGACCCCAGCAUAGCCUCACUGGGUGAGACUCAGAUGGAGAAUUCAGAGUUACCUCCAAGGCAGGAGAUUUCCAAAGGAUCAGAGUCAUCUGAUGGGACAUCAGGAGGCCUGUAUGGGGAGGUUCCUGGGGGACCAGGAGCUAGAAAUGCCUGUGAAGAUGCUUUAGGGAAGCUAGAAGCACAACCCUCAGAAGAGGAAGGGAGCGGACUACAAAAUAAUUUCCUGGAAAUAACACACGAAUAUAAAAACAAAUCCCCAAAAGAUGGAUGUGAUGACUAUAAGGACCUUGGGGAACAUCAGAAUAUGUCCUGCAGUCCUGCAGAACAUCAGGUUCUAAAGUCACAGAAAUUCUAUCAAUGUGAUGAUUGUGGUAAAGCUUUCAGUUGGAGUUCACACCUUACUGGCCAUCAGAGAAUCCACACUGGAGAGAAACCCUAUGAGUGUAAUGAGUGUGGUAAAGCCUUCAGGCAGACCUCUCAGCUUAUGGUUCAUCUUAGAACCCACACAGGGGAAAAACCGUAUGAAUGCAGCAAGUGUGGGAAGACCUAUCGACACAGUUCCCAUCUCAUUCAACACCAGAGACUCCAUAAUGAGGAGAAACCAUAUAAAUGUAAUGAAUGUGCAAAAGCCUUCACUCAGAGUUCCCAACUCACUGACCACCAAAGAACCCAUACUGGGGAGAAACCUUAUGAAUGCAAUGAGUGUGGGGAGACCUUCAUUCAGAGUAAAAGUCUUGUCCAACAUCAGGUACUUCACUCUGGUCAGAAACCCUGCAAGUGUAAUGAAUGUGGGAAAGCUUUCUGUUCUAAUAGAAAUCUUAUUGACCAUCAGAGAAUUCACACUGGGGAGAAGCCUUAUGAGUGUAACGAGUGUGGCAAGGCCUUCAGCCGGAGUAAAUGUCUUAUUCGACAUCAAAGUCUGCACACUGGGGAAAAACCAUACAAAUGUAGGGAGUGUGGAAAAGCUUUCAAUCAGAACUCUCAACUUGUUGACCAUGAGCGAAUUCACACUGGAGAAAAACCGUUUGAAUGUAAUGAGUGUGGUAAAGCAUUCAGCCUGAGUAAAUGUCUUAUUAGACAUCAGAGACUUCACACAGGUGAAAAGCCCUAUCAGUGCAAUGAAUGUGGAAAAUCCUUCAACCAAAACUCACAUCUCAUUAUACACCAGAGAAUUCACACUGGGGAGAAACCUUACGAAUGUAACAAGUGUGGGAAGGUCUUCAGUUACAGCUCUAGUCUAAUGGUACAUCAGAGAACCCAUACCGGGGAGAAACCCUAUAAAUGCAACAAUUGUGGGAAAGCCUUUAGUGACAGCUCACAACUCAUUGUGCACCAGAGAGUUCACACUGGGGAGAAACCCUAUGAAUGUAUUGAGUGUGGGAAAGCCUUCAGUCAGCGUUCCACUUUUAAUCAUCACCAGCGAACUCACACUGGAGAGAAGCCUUAUGAAUGUAAGGAGUGUGGGAAAGCUUUCAGUCGGAGUUCAGGUCUCAUUUCACAUCACAGAGUUCACACUGGGGAGAAGCCCUACACGUGCAUCCAGUGCGGGAAAGCCUUUAGCCGUAGCUCAAACCUAACUCAACAUCAGAGAAUGCACAAAGGGAAAAAAGUCUACAAAUGUAAGGAAUGUGGGAAAACAUGUGUGUCUAACACAAAGAUUAUGGACCACCAAAGAAUUCACACAGGGGAGAAGCCUUAUGAAUGUGAUGAGUGUGGAAAAGCUUUUAUCUUAAGGAAAACCCUUCAUGAACAUCAGAGACUUCAUCGUAGAGAGAAACCUUACAAAUGUAACGAGUGUGGGAAAGCUUUUACUUCUAAUCGAAACCUUAUUGAUCACCAGAGAGUUCACACUGGAGAGAAACCCUAUAAAUGUAACGAAUGUGGAAAAACCUUCAGGCAGACUUCUCAAGUUAUUCUACAUUUGCGAACCCACACUAAGGAGAAGCCCUAUAAGUGCAGUGAGUGUGGGAAAGCCUACCGUUAUAGCUCACAGCUUAUUCAACACCAGAGAAAACAUACAGAGGAGAAAGAAACCUCAUGAAUAACAUAAGCUGUUGGCAGGAGGACUGAUUGCUACUUUUCAGAAAGGCAGUUUUUCAGUAUUAUCAGCCUUAAUUCUAUUUCUAAGAAUCCAUACAGGGAAAGUAAUCAGAAGAAGACACAGAUUAACAGAAGAGAUGUUCAUGCUAGCAAGGUAUAUAAUUGCAGGAAGAAAACUAGGUUUUCAACCGUACAGGGUUUAAGUCAAUGAUGGUCUAUCCAUAGAAUGGUUUUGCAGCCAUUGUAAGGAUUUUUAGAGAAUAUUUAAUGCCAUAGGGGAAAUGAUUUGGAAAAUGGAAGAUAAAAGAAAGAAAAAACAAUGGCGUAUGAUCCAAAUUUAAAAAACAACAACACAUUUAUGCAUAGGAAAAAAAUGAGAAUGAAAUAAUACCAAACCGAAAUGUUUAUAGUGAUUAUCUCUGGGUGGUAGGAUUACAUGUGAUUUCUAUUUACUUCCUUAUACUUUUCUAUGUUUUUUCGAUUUUCUACAAUGAAAAUGUACUCCUUUUAUAUUUUAGGGGAAAAGUAUGGUAUUUUCAAAAUGCAAUGAGAGCGUGCUCAUUUUUGCUAAACAGUGUUAGGGGAGGCACAUAGAAUGUAGACCCUAAAGUCCAAUACUGGCACCUAGCAGCAGUGUAACCGUGAACAAGUCACUUCCUUUUAGAGCCUGUUUCCUGUUUAGUAAAAGCAUAAACACCAGUCCUUGGUCUUCUUUCAGCUUUAAGAUAAGCUGACUCUAUAGUUGUCAACCAAAUGUAUAUCCAUUUACUCCAUCAAUGAGUCAGUAGAACAGAGCACAAAUUUACUAUUUCCUUUCCCACAGCUGCAGAAGGACCUGCAGAUGAUAGGACGCCCGCCGAGGCUCCAUCUUUGCAGUAUAUGUCUGCAAAACCAGCAAAAGUGUGUCCUUAUGAAACUGAAACAAUUGCAGGUCCAUAGUCUUUAAAGAGAUAUAGUCAGCAUGAUCUGCAACUAGGGGAAGACUCCUUCACCUUCGCAUGUUAUAUAGAGGUUAGUAGCUAAAAGUGUAGACUUUGGGGUGAGAGACGCACGUGUUUUAAUCCCAAAUUGACACACUAGCUUGUCAGUUUUGGACAGGUCACUAACUGCUCUUAGCCUCGGGUGUGUCUGCAAAAAAGGACUGACUGUCUACCUCACAGGGCUGUGGGAGGAUGAGACGGCUGAUGAUACAUGUAAGGUGUGACGAGCUCAGCACAUGGCAAAUAAUAAUAGCUUAAGUAGAGGACAUUGGAGCAGUGUUUCUAAACGCUUAGCCAGUGGUUCCAGAAGAGUGUUCCCUAAGGGGGCAUUUCGGGGAUUUCCAGGUGCAAUGAACAUGAAGCCAAGUACUUAAAGCUUAAGACCAUCGUUUGCUUACGGGGAAGCCUAGAGGUAAGCAGUUCCAAAUUUUGUUUGGCAACUCAGCAGUUUAUCAGGUUUCCAUCUUAACUCCGUAACAUUCAGCACGUGGUCUUUCUGUUUUUGCAACCUUAUGGUUGCAUGAUGGUGGCCGCAGCUGCAAGCUCUUCCCACAACCCCGUCAAACUCAGGAAGCGAGGCAAGGAGCUGAGACUCUCUCAUCUGGUUUCUUUCUCUUUUUAUCAUUAAGGGAAAACCCUUCCCAGGAGGAAGGGAUGCUGAGCAGUCAGUUAGAAUCUCCCCACAUUUAACUCAGACAUUCCUCUUCCUUUAUAGACCGUGAAUCCCUAAGCCUGAUGCCAUUCAUCUUAUGCACAUAGUGAUUUAUUGUUUCAGGAACUAUUGAGGAUAUGUUAACUCAUUUAAUCCCCAGAACUUUGUAUAAGAAAACUGAGUGUCAGUGAGGUUAGGUGACUGGCUAAUAAGUGGUUGGAGUCAGGAUCUGAACUCAGAUCUGACUUUCAAGUCCGUCCUUUCUUCCUUAUGCCAAAGUGCCUCAGCCCACCGCGGUGGUUCUAUGUGUGGAGUGGGAGACCAGUUGGGAUUCUUCUGAGUAGCCACUUCUAUGAAAGGUGAGUGUAUCUGGACAGUUAUUUCAUCACAGUUUCAUAAGGAAGAUGCUUUUCUGAGUUAGAUUUAUGGCCUCUCUCCGUACCUUGUAAUUUAGUUGUAAGGACUAUAUAUGUUUCUUCUUUGCUGUUACUGGAAAGAGGGAAGUGGAAAGUAUGAAGGGUAUAUUUGUGUAAAAAAGGACUGUUUGGUUUUAUCCUGUUUUCAUAGGAUAGUGGCUUACACAUAAUGUUAUGAUAUAAUAGUCCCUCUUUGCCUAGUUAUUCAGAGCAAGGUUUGGAGGCUCUGGAACAGAUUGCUGCCUUCAGGGGGCAGGACUGACUCCUGAGGAAUAUGAAGAGGUGAUAUUUUAACCACAGACACCCUGGUUGUGCAGAGUUGUUCUUGUGUGGAAUAGAAAUAAUAUGUUUCUUUUUAGUUGAGAGAAAAGGAGUGAAAUAAAGUCAUUUUAUAUAGCCUUGAUUAACAGGAAAUAUGACCAAUAGGUUGUUGCACAGAGGAGUGUCUCCCUAGGUUUAGAGAUAUUUGUAAUUGACGGCAUGUACUGUUAGGGUUUACCUGGAACAGAAGAAAAUUGAAACCAAAAGAGCUUCAAAUGUUCGAGUAAUUCUGUUGAAAGUAAAUUUCAGCUUGGUAUCCUCAGUGACAGACUUCCUUCGUUGGUUUUUUCAAUUGAAUAUAAAUAAAAUAGCAUCCUUAUAUUGUUAGAUUGUUUUUAGGAACUAGACUGUCUUUAAUUACCUGUGAUGUUAUAAAACUGGAGUCAUAAAACUGUUUUUUGCAGGAAGUAGUUAUAAUCCCACUAAUAAAUAUCUGUUGUUAUUUACUUGUUAUAAA
Miniopterus natalensis is the source of this 6281-nucleotide messenger RNA. The record is from RefSeq and is a predicted model, not a curated record. NCBI's taxonomy places the organism in Eukaryota, Metazoa, Chordata, Mammalia, Chiroptera, Miniopteridae.